UUGAUCCAAAACAUACCCAAUCCCUCCCAAAAUCAAGAUUUGACCUUUAUCUCCAAAAGAUUCGAAAAGUGAGAAUUCCACAGUAACAGUCUGAUCAAAGCAGGUCACGGACUUGAUUCUGGAAUCUACGACAGUGGAGGAUCACUAUCAUGGCGAAGAUGUGGGGGAUAUUUAGGGAGUAUGGACCACCAGGCGAAAUUCCAGAAAACUUGUAUACAAUGGAGAUUUUUCAUGGUGGUUAUUUUGACAAGAAGUUGGAUGGCACAUGGAAGUACAAGGUUCCCAAGUUUAACAAGUUGGGGGGGAAGAUAUACCUUGAUGGUCUAGAUCCUGAUUUGAUCUCAUGGGUGGAGAUGAAUAAUAUUGCUCAUGCAUUGGGGUACAGGGAGAAGCCAAUCUCUUACCACUUCAAGAUACCUCGAACACCACCCAAUGAAGGAUUCAUACAGAUCAAGAGUGAUGGAGAUGCCAUAGAGAUGGUGAAGAUGAUACCAUUGAAGAAGAGGCAGAUAACUGUGUACAUUACAGGUGGGGGUCCUAGGAAAAAAGAAGAAGCAUAUGCUGAGUUUGCAUUGCCACCCGAUGAAGAUUUUGUCAAUCCUUUGAACAAUCAGACUUUAAGAGAGAAGGAAAGGGCUUUUUUUGAAGCAAACUUGAUGGCUAGCCAGUUAUAUAGUGAACGAUAUGGAGUAAAUGCAGUUGGCUAUUUCAGCCGCAUCACUAGAGUAAAUGCAGAAGUAGAGGCAGAAAUUAUUGAUCUUGCAAAUGAUAGUGGUUCUGCUGGCAAUAUUGUGGGUGAGGAUAGGAGUGGAGUAAAUGUGGAAGGUGGACCAAGUCAGUCCACUUUUGCUGGUUUAUCUGAUAUUGUACCAGACAUCAUGGGUUCACAAGCAUGUGUCGGCCAAGGUGAGGUGGGGCAGGGUGGUAAUACAGCAACAAGACAUGGGCAUAUGGGUAACUUGCAGCCCCCUAAAGCUAAACCUAGAAGGGUGAAACACACUGCUAAAAGAUUGUGGCCUACAUCUGCCAGGAAUGCUUUGAACAAAAAACUAGAGGAUAUAGAGAAGAGGGCUAGAGAGGACGGUGAGAAAAGGGAAAGAGAGGAGUUUGAGAGAGCUGAGAGAGAGGCUGCCGAAUUCAGAGAGAGUCAAGCUUCUGCUGCAGUUAGUGUUGAAGAAGUUGAGCAAAGGGAAAGAGAAAAAGCAGAAAAAAAAGAAAGGGAGGCUGCUGAGCAGAAGGCAAGGGAAGAAGCAAAGCUAAGAGAAAGGGAGGCUUCUGAGAAGAGAGCAACAGAUGCAUUGGCUGUGAGGCAACAGUUGGCUGCUGAAUUAGAGAAGAGGCAAGCAGAGAAGCAAAAAUCUAAGGCUGUUGGGAAGCAAACAUCUAAGGCUGUUGGGAAGCAAACAUCUAAGGCUGCACAAAACAAGGGGAAGGAGCCCAUUCAUCAUAAGGCUAAGUUAAACAGAAAGGGGAAGAAGCCUAGAGAGCCAAGAUAUAACACAAGGCAUAAAGGGCAGAAGAAGUUUGAAGCACAAGUUGAGGAGGAUGAGGAUAGCAGUGAUGGGUCUGACUUCUAUGUUGAUUCAGACUAUGAUAUUGAGAAUGAUGAGUGUGAUGAUGUUCAAUUUGAAGAAAAUGUCACAGAGCCGAGAGUUGUACCAGAGUAUGAAGAGAUGGGUUUCACUGGCUACUGUUCUGAAGAAGCUGUAGAUUCAGAUGACUUGCAGAGCUUGAGUGGGAGUGAAUCAGAAGAGGAUGAAGAUGGGAAUCCAAUUCCUAAGAGGAGGAAGAAGGGGUUGAGGGUUAGACCUUGGAUUAGGUCAGUAGAUCUGAAAAAUCCAAAGUUCAGGUUAGGUCUUGCAUUUCCAAAUUCUGCACAAUUAAAGGAAGCUGUUAGGGAGUGUGCCAUUAGAAACCAACUUGGGUUGUGGUUUGAGAAAAAUUCCAAGAAGAAGAUAGAGGUCAACUGUCAAUGGGACUGUCCUUUUAGGUUGUAUGCUAGCACUUCCAAGGGUGAGGGUGAUACACUCAUAAUCAAGACACUGAACAAGAAGCAUACCUGCUCUCCAGUUGAAACAAGUCAUUUCUUGACUUACAGAAGAAUAGCUCAAGAGGUUGCUGAGGAUCUUAUGGUUGAUGAGAAUUGGUCCAGGAAAGGGAUCCACAAUCAUAUUGAAAAGAAGUACAAGUUAGACGUUGGUGUGCAGACAAUCACAAGAGCAAAAAGGGCAGCAAAGAGGAUGAAUGAAGGACACUAUAUUGAUCAAUACAACAUGUUAGCUGCAUACAGGAAGGAAUUGCUUAGGAGCAAUCCUGGAUCCACAAUUGACAUAAAGACACAAAUGGAUGGUCCUGUAAGGAGGUUCCACAGGAUGUACAUCUGUUUUGCAGCAUGCAAGGAGGGCUGGAUGAGGGGUUGCAGGCCUAUUGUUUGUUUGGAUGGUUGUCAUGUCAAAGGGCAGCAUCCUGGACAGCUUCUAACUGCAGUUGGUAUAGAUGCAAAUAAUGGGAUGUUCCCAGUUGCAUAUGCCUUGUGUGAGGUUGAGAACCAAGAGACAUGGACCUGGUUCCUUGACUAUCUGAAAUGUGAUUUAAGAAUGGAAAGGGAUAGUAGCUAUGUGUUUAUGACAGAUAAACAAAAGGGGCUGGGAAAUGCAAUUGCUAAUUUGUUCCCCAAUGCUGAGCAUAGGCACUGUGUUAGGCAUCUCUACAAUAAUUUCAAGUCAAAACAUCCAGGAGAAGGCCUCAAGCAGUUGGUUUGGAAUGCAGCUCGUUCUAGUACUCAAGUUUGGUAUAACAAACACAUGGAUGCCUUGAGGGAGCUAGAUGAGGAUGCCUGGCUGUGGUUUCAAGACAAGAGUCCAGCACAAUGGUCAAGGGCCUUUUUCACAGAUGAAUCUAAGUGUGACAUUUUGCUGAACAAUAUGUGUGAGUCUUUUAAUUCAGCUAUUCUACCUGCUAGGGAUAAGCCUAUAUUGACUAUGUUGGAGAAGAUUAGGAUGGACAUGAUGGUUAGGAAUGCAAAUAGAAGGGUGGCGUGUGAGAAGUGGAAGGACUUGGUUGGUCCUAGGAUAAAGAAGAUAAUUGAUAAGAUAGGGCAGAGAGCUACACAAUACCGAGCACAUAGAAGUGGGGAGUUUAUUUUUCAAAUAAUUGGAACUGGUGAGGGAGGCAGCAAGCAUGCUGUGGAUUUGGGACUCCACACUUGCACAUGCAAGAGGUGGCAGCUUAGUGGGAUCCCUUGUGUGCAUGCAAUUUGUGCAAUUAGAUUCAAGAAACAGGAAGCAGCCUUGUAUUGUGAUGAUUACCUCAUGCCUAGCUCAUAUAUGGAGGCCUAUAACCCCAUCAUCUAUCCCAUUGCAGGGGAGGAUGAUUGGGAACUUGUUGACUAUCCCAUUGCACCUCCACCUUACAAGCAGCAAGCUGGAAGACCUAAGAUGAAGAGGCAUAAAGAACCAGGAGAGAAAGAAAAUCACCCACCACCACCUGCUCCUAAAGAAGGGAAACUCUCUAAAGCUGGGAUUAAGAUGUCCUGCAAAAUAUGUGGCCAGCAAGGACACAACAAAUUGGGUUGUCCUAUAACAAAGGCCAAAAAGGCAGCAGCAGGAGAAGGAACAUCAAGUGGAGCAACUCCAAACAAGAGGCAGAGAAAUGAGGUCAACAGAGCAGCUGCACCAAAGGGGUCUACUAACGUCAAGGACCAAGUUAUCAAGUCUAGGAAAACAUGGAAGAAAAUCAAGCAAACUGUGGAGAGUACUUCGGGUCCCAAUGUUGGUGCCUCAACAUCACAAUCAAAUCAGCAGCCUCCCACUCAAAGUAGCCAGAAUCCGGCAGCUGGGAGUGCUCAAUGGAAAGCAUCAGAGCCUAUGCAACCAAGCCAAGCUUCAUCUGAAUAUGCAGGAUUUUAAUCCAAUUUGAACUAUUGGUUUUUGUUAUUGCUUAACGCUUACAUUUUGCUAAACUAUCAGUCAACAUUAAGCACUUGUUGCUUAUGCAUUUUGCUGGACAAAUUAUGUAUGAGUCAUUUGUCAAUGGAUGAUUCAAUUCUUAUGAUCUUUUUCAUAUUAAAGUGAUUGAUUGAAUUAGCUUUUAUGUUCA
This is a messenger RNA of Rosa rugosa (rugosa rose), 4098 nucleotides long. RefSeq lists its product as uncharacterized. Gene Ontology annotation, molecular function: zinc ion binding. Bases 150 to 3908 code for a protein of 1252 amino acids. The record is from RefSeq and is a predicted model, not a curated record. NCBI's taxonomy places the organism in Eukaryota, Viridiplantae, Streptophyta, Magnoliopsida, Rosales, Rosaceae. The transcript has 6 exons.